Penicillium angulare is the source of this 1020-nucleotide messenger RNA. RefSeq names its product Gfo/Idh/MocA family protein. Lineage: Eukaryota; Fungi; Ascomycota; Eurotiomycetes; Eurotiales; Aspergillaceae. Gene Ontology annotation, molecular function: oxidoreductase activity; nucleotide binding. Gene Ontology annotation, cellular component: cytoplasm. The transcript is spliced from 5 exons. Gene Ontology annotation, biological process: NADPH regeneration. Bases 1 to 1020 code for a protein of 339 amino acids. The record is from RefSeq and is a predicted model, not a curated record.
AUGGCUGGGCUAGCUAUCAUUGGAAGUGGCCUUUUUGCCAAAGAGCAGCACUUGCCUGCUGUGAAAGCAACCAAGGACUUGAGCCUAAAGGCUAUAUACUCUCGAUCACUCAAAUCAGCCCAGGAUCUUGCUAGUACUGUCUCUGGUAUUGAUCUUUACUCCGAGGAUUCUGGCCCUGGAAAGUCAUACGCAGAUUUACUGGCUCGUGAUGACAUUAAGGCCGUAAUUAUCGGCCUCCCAAUCUUGGUCCAGCCAGCCUUUAUUAGACAAGCACUGCUAGCAGGCAAGCAUGUGUUAUCUGAGAAACCCAUUGCCAAGGACGUGGCGGCAGCUCGAGAACUCUUGGAUUGGUACCACGCGAACAUUGACACCCAAAAGGUCUUCUGGGCCGUUGGUGAGAACUACAGGUACUUGACCAAGCUAUUGUUUGCAGCCGACAAAGUACGAGAAAUGGGAGCGGUGCGAAAUUUCCGCGUGAAUGUGCACAUGAUGGUAAAGGAGGAUAACAAAUAUUAUCUUACGGCCUGGCGCAAGACACCAGAGUACCAAGGUGGUUUCCUUCUUGAUGGAGGCGUUCACAUGGUUGCUGGACUGCGACUUAUCCUUGGUGGCAAUGAGAAGAUCGCAACUGUCUCUGCACACUCACAACAACAACAGAAGCAUCUACCUCCAGUUGAUACGGUCGAUGCAGUUGUUAAGACCGACUCCGGUGCCACGGGUGUUGUUUCUCUGUCGUGGGGCUCACCGUUUGAUGACAAUAUCUUUGAGUUCGCCUGCGAGAAGGGUAUGGUAAGAAUGCACUUUGAUGGAGUCACUGUUAAUGGCCAGGACCAUGUUAUCGAAUUUGAUGGAAAGGGAGUUACUCCUGAAAUCGCAGAGUUUGCAGCAGCGGUCAGUAAUAUGAGGCCUGUUGCGAAAAGGCAGUCGCCUGAGGAAGCUCUAGCAGAUUUAGAGGUUCUGGAACAGAUGUUACAGAGUGGAGAGCAAGACGGAGAGAAGCUGAAACUGCAGUGGCAGUGA